Molecule: messenger RNA, 1086 nt
Organism: Protobothrops mucrosquamatus (brown spotted pit viper)
Lineage: Eukaryota; Metazoa; Chordata; Lepidosauria; Squamata; Viperidae
Product: protein FAM110A-like
Exons: 1
Coding region: 1-1086 (361 amino acids)
Source: RefSeq, a predicted model, not a curated record
AUGCCGGUGGAGACCCUCCAAGCCAGCCGUGCCAUGAGCAGCGUCUCGGCCACGGCCCCCUUCACCUCCGCCAUGCCCUUCCGCAUCCUCCACAAGGGGCCCGAGUACUUCCGCCGGCCCCUGGUCAGCAACGGCGCCUCCCGGAAGCUCAGCGCGGUGGAACGCCUGGAGGCCGACAAGGCGAAGUACGUCAAGAGCCAGCAAGUGGCCACCACCAAACAGGACCCCGUCCGGCCCCUGGUGCUCAAACAGCCGCUCUUCACCCCGGGGGUGAGGCGGGCCAUGUUCACCCCCAAUCGCAAGACCCCUCAAGCGGGCCGGCGGGGAGAAGGCGGCGGGCCCAAAUCCUCUCUCAACUUGGAAAUCCUCAACAACCUGAUCAAUUUCUGCGACAGCCCCCUGGCCUUCCCCAAGCCAGAGAUGAGCCCUUCGGAGCGUCCGUGGGCCUCCGAGGUCCGUAGCCGGAAUCUGGACAGCGUCCCCUCCACCCCCAAGAAGAAGGCCACGGCUGACAUGAGUAAGCUCUCCCAAAGCUCGGCAUCCUCCAAGCCGUCAAGCACCGUUGCCGUACGCCGGGUGGACGUACGGCCCUGCGGGGUGUUGCAGAACAGAGGCACCCCGACUAUCCAACUGUCUCCGCUCCCUGCUCCACCGGCGCCCCCCAAAGUCCUGCCUGCCACCCCUCUCAGCUGCCCGAGCCCUCGGGGGGAGCCGCGGACCGAGAGUGCGAAACGUCAAACCUUGUUGCACCGUUCCAAAUCGGACCUGAGUGACCGAUAUUCCCGAGCCACGGCCGACUUGGAGCGCUUCUUCAACUAUUGUGGCUUGGAUCCCGAGGAUGUCGGAGACAUGGAGAUGGAGCGGUUCACUCGAGCCAGCUCGGAUAUUGUGUCGGUCAAGUUCCACAGCGUCAGCACCAGCAGCUCGGCCGGGACCCACUCCCGGCGCAGCACCGUCACCUUGGAGAACAGGCAGGCCGAGCGCAUGCCCUACGGGAUCUCCAUCAUCGAACGCAACGCUCGGGUGAUCAAGUGGCUUUACGGACUCCGACAGGCCAGGGAGGCCCAGAAAGUUUCCAACGUAUAG